Messenger RNA from Psammomys obesus (fat sand rat), 438 nucleotides. It is a transcript of the gene Mln, whose product is annotated as motilin. Gene Ontology annotation, molecular function: hormone activity; motilin receptor binding. The record is from RefSeq and is a predicted model, not a curated record. Gene Ontology annotation, cellular component: extracellular region. NCBI's taxonomy places the organism in Eukaryota, Metazoa, Chordata, Mammalia, Rodentia, Muridae. The transcript is spliced from 4 exons.
AUGGCAUCCGGCAAGGCUGUGGUCAUCUUGCUAGUGGCAUAUGCAGCUGCCGUGCUGGCCUCCCAGACUGAAGCCUUCAUUUCCAUCUUCACCCACAGUGAACUCCAGAGAAUGCAGGAAUGAGAGAGAAGCAAGGCACAGAAUCCAGUGGCCUUCCAGCAGGAAACCAAGGAGGCAGGACUUAUGGACCCCCAGGAGCCCACACUGGAAGAAGAAACCCAAAUCAUCAAGCUGACUGCUCCAGCACAAAUUGGAGCAAGAAUGACCUCCAGGCAGCUGGAAAAGUACCAGGCUGCCCAGGAAGGGCUGCUGAGGGAGGCCCUGCUGCUGGACCCCCUGGACUGGGAGAGGGGCCGAGGGCAGCCCCUGUUGCACAAAGCACUGAGAUGGAGUGGCAAGAAGCUGGGCCCCUUGGAAGCCAUGGCAGUCAGAAUCUGA